AUGGCCCUAGUAAACAAUUCAGAGCAACGCCACCAAUCAAAAAUUGAAAAGCUCUCAAAGGAAAUAGAUUCGAUAGCAAUGAAGACACAACAAAUAACAAAACUAUUCCAAAAGGACGAUGAAGUUGAAGUGGCAAGUCACACGAUAGGCUUCAUAGGUUCUUACUACGAAGCAACUAUUGUUUCUAUCGAGGACGCUUAUCAUUACAAAAUCAAGUACAAAACUCUGUUGACUGAUGAUAAGUCUGCACCUCUAGAAGAGCUUUUCACUAUAGGCGAGGUCCGCCCUGUUCCACUUGAAACAAUGUCAGGAAACACAUUCCGUCUAUACAAUAAGGUUGAUGUGUUUUCCAAUGAUGGAUGGUGGUUUGGAUUUAUUAGUGGGAUAAUUGGAGAAGAGUACUAUGUCUAUUUCCCUACAACUGGAGAUAACAUUGCAUACCCUUCUCAUGCGUUGAGAUUUCAUCAAGAAUGGUCUAAUGACAAGUGGAAAGUCCUGAAAUGA
Solanum tuberosum (potato) is the source of this 504-nucleotide messenger RNA. RefSeq lists its product as uncharacterized. The transcript has a single exon. The record is from RefSeq and is a predicted model, not a curated record. Bases 1 to 504 code for a protein of 167 amino acids. Lineage: Eukaryota; Viridiplantae; Streptophyta; Magnoliopsida; Solanales; Solanaceae.